UACCAACUGGAUUUCAAGGUUUAGGCUGUUACAUUUUUCCUCUUUCUUCAACAAAUUUUUAUCGUUUUUGUCAGCUAUGCCAAUUCAGACUCCAGAGAACAAAAAUUGCCGCAAGAGAGCAAAAAUGGCCUCUCAUAAUCCAAGAGACCAGGGUGUGGAUCAGUUGCCACUAGAAUAAUCUGCAUCUUAAUACUAACAAAGCAUGGUUGUUUGGUGGGCCUAAUGGGCUUUAUUCAAAUGGAGAUUACCUAUUGAAAGUCUUAAAUUUAGGAGCUCUGUCAUGAAGGCCUCUGGGGGUAAAUUAGUAUAAUACAGGGCAUCUGCUCGCUUUUGACUGGAAUCGUUUUGUUCCGCCUCCCAAAGAUACGACGCACAUGGCCAGUUGGCCACAUCACAAAUCACAAUAACAGUUAUUUAACCGUCACAUUAAAAAAAAUUAAAGAAAAAUCAUUGCCUUACACUGACCUCCCCCUCACUCCCAAAAGUCAUAUCUACACAAACUCAAACUCUCUCUCUCUCUCUCUCUCUCUCUCUCUCUCUCUCCUCUUUUUUUUUUUUUUUUAGAAAGCUUAUUUCCUCAUCCUUUUAACUCUAGUUUUUUUUUUAAAAAAAAAUAUUUUAACUUUACAGUAAUACUUGAGCUUAAUUUAAUUCUAAUACUUCAUAGUUGAAAAUAUCCACCGCCAUGGACUCCGGCGGCGAGAUUCGGAUCCACCAAACCCGACGGCUACCAGAUUUCUUGCAAAGUGUGAAUCUCAAGUACGUAAAACUUGGAUAUCACUAUCUAAUCUCUAAUCUAUUAACCUUAUGUUUUAUUCCUUUAAUUAUAAUAACUUCAAUUGAAGCAUCUCAAAUGAAUCUCGACGAUCUUCGUCACUUAUGGCUUCACCUGCAGUAUAAUCUAGUCGGUAUCAUUAUCUGCUCCGCUUUUCUCGUCUUCGGUUUAACCGUUUAUAUCAUGACCCGUCCCCGACCCGUUUAUUUAGUCGACUAUUCUUGCUAUCGCGCUCCUGAUCAUCUCAAAGCUCCAUUUGGCCGCUUCAUGGAGCACUCUAAACUCACCGGCGAUUUUGACGAAUCCUCGCUUGAGUUUCAGCGAAAGAUUUUAGAGCGUUCGGGGCUUGGUGAAGAUACCUAUGUUCCUGAAGCUAUGCAUUAUAUUCCCCCACGGCCGUCUAUGGCGGCUGCCAGGGAGGAGGCUGAGCAGGUUAUGUUUGGUGCUUUGGAUAAUUUAUUUGCUAAUACCAAUGUGAACCCUAAGAACAUUGGCAUUCUUGUUGUGAAUUGUAGUUUGUUUAAUCCAACACCCUCGCUUUCUGCUAUAAUAGUUAAUAAGUAUAAAUUGCGAGGUAAUAUUAGGAGUUUUAAUUUGGGAGGUAUGGGAUGUAGUGCUGGAGUUAUCGCUGUUGAUCUUGCUAAAGAUUUGUUGCAAGUUCAUAGGAAUACUUAUGCUGUUGUUGUUAGUACUGAGAAUAUUACUCAGAAUUGGUAUUUUGGAAAUAAGAAAUCUAUGUUGAUACCUAAUUGUUUGUUUCGGGUUGGAGGUGCUGCUGUUUUGCUUUCUAAUCGAUCUGUUGAUAGACGACGUGCCAAGUAUAAGCUUGUUCAUGUUGUGAGGACUCAUCGUGGUGCUGAUGAUAAGGCUUUUAGGUGUGUGUAUCAAGAACAGGAUGAUGCUGGGAAGACUGGCGUUUCUCUGUCCAAAGAUUUGAUGGCUAUUGCCGGUGAGGCUUUAAAAGCUAAUAUUACUACUUUGGGUCCUUUGGUGUUACCAAUUAGCGAGCAACUUCUGUUCUUUGCAACUCUGGUGGUUAAGAAGUUGUUUAAUAAAAAGAUGAAACCUUAUAUUCCGGAUUUUAAGUUGGCCUUUGAUCAUUUUUGUAUACAUGCUGGUGGGAGGGCUGUGAUCGAUGAGCUAGAGAAGAAUUUGCAGCUUUUACCUGUACAUGUAGAGGCGUCUAGGAUGACUCUUCACCGGUUUGGGAAUACUUCAUCAAGUUCAAUUUGGUAUGAGUUGGCCUAUGUUGAAGCCAAGAGGAGGAUGCGCAAGGGUAACCGUGUGUGGCAGAUUGCUUUUGGAAGUGGCUUUAAAUGUAACAGUGCAGUGUGGGAGGCCCUUCGGAAUGUCAAGCCCUCUCCUAAUGGUCCUUGGGAAGAUUGUAUAGAUAAGUAUCCUGUGAAACUAGUAGUUUAACACAGAAAAUGUGCAUUGUAAACUCUCCAUCGAAGGUAUUGUUCAUCAUUCAUUAGGAGUCUUAACUGUGCUAUCUUGCCUUCAUAGUCUCUGAAUUGGAAUCUCUUGGGUCUUUUCUUUUCCCUUCUUUUUUUUGGUUAUGGAAGUUGAGAUGUAUUUUCCUUGUAUCUCUGUCUGUUAUAUUUGUCUUAGAGCACUAUGGUACUAGCAUUUAUUCAUUCUGUUGGCAUCGAACCAGUGUUUGGAACAAAACUUAUGAAACUUCUCUUAAGUUGCUUUUCUAA
Molecule: messenger RNA, 2478 nt
Organism: Ricinus communis (castor bean)
Lineage: Eukaryota; Viridiplantae; Streptophyta; Magnoliopsida; Malpighiales; Euphorbiaceae
Product: 3-ketoacyl-CoA synthase 4
Exons: 1
Coding region: 686-2194 (502 amino acids)
Biological process (GO): fatty acid biosynthetic process
Cellular component (GO): membrane
Molecular function (GO): acyltransferase activity, transferring groups other than amino-acyl groups
Source: RefSeq, a predicted model, not a curated record